Lathyrus oleraceus (garden pea) is the source of this 465-nucleotide messenger RNA. RefSeq lists its product as uncharacterized. The transcript has 2 exons. The record is from RefSeq and is a predicted model, not a curated record. Bases 1 to 465 code for a protein of 154 amino acids. NCBI's taxonomy places the organism in Eukaryota, Viridiplantae, Streptophyta, Magnoliopsida, Fabales, Fabaceae.
AUGCGAUUAAAAGAUAAAGGUGUUGAAUGUCCCGCUAAUUGCGGUUGGAGAAAUGUCCAACAACUUAGAUCGAGUAAUACAACUCAAGCCCAAAUGUCAAAUGAUAUCAAGUGGAACAAACCUUCGGUUGAUCGUUUCAAAUGCAACAUUGAUGCAUUCUUUUCUAACAAUAAGGUAAGAAUAGGUGUUUAUAUUAUAGAUGAUGGGAGAUUGUUUGAUGUUGCCCAAUCAGAGUGGUUUUCGCCUAGUACUGAAGUCGAUGUAGGGGAAGCUUUGGGUCUCUUGACUUCUAUUAAAUGGGUGCAUGAGCUAGGCUUGGAUUGUGUCAAUAUUCAACAACCAAAUGAUUUGGAUUUUGGUGGUAUUACUCGGGAAUGUAAAUGCUUGUUAGCUCUUUUAUUUAGGAACUCUCAUGUUAAGUUCGUUAAGAGACAAGCUAAUGAGGUUGCUCAUGUUUUGACAUGA